AAUAUUUACCUCUAUCAGACAUUUGUUGUGUAGCCUAUUCUGAACAUAAAGUAAACAUUUAACUUUUGUCAACACUGUGUAAUGUUAACAAUUAGCACUUACUUUUGGACUUUCAUGAUUUUGCACAAUAUUAACGUAAUACGGUUCAUUUGAAUAGUAAUAACCCUCAGAAUGUGAAAAUAAUUUUUAUUUGUUUAUCUGAACAAAAUAUGGAAGCGAGAGAAGAGCUUGAAUUGAACGUUGAGACAGAUGUUAAUGAUGAGGAAAUUGACUGUGACAGAAUCAGAGGAGAUGCUAUAGGAGAUACUGUGUACAGUGAGCGGUUUGUACUCAGAGUGUUGAUACAACUCUCUCAGUAUCAAGAGGAUAAGUGGUCAGAAGAUUUAGAAUCAGACCUGUGUGUGUUAUGGGACAUGACUGCUACUCCAGCUGUUGUUUAUUUUCUCAUGAAACAUGACUGCCUCAACAUCCUAGCUACCUUAAUACAAUCUUCAUCCAACCCACGACUUCUGGAGAUCCUAGUGGGCAUUGUGGGCAACAUGUGCUGUGUGCGGGAGGCCAGGACAGUGGUCAGUGAGGACACCCAGCUACACGGGAUGCUGCUACAGUUGCUCACUUGUCCGGACCCACAGACUCUGGUACAGUUGAGUCGCUGUCUGCAAAGCUUUACCUGGGACCUGUUGCGAGGUGAUGCUACUCUUGUGGCAGACCAGCACUGGCUUGAGCGCCAGGUUGUCUCUGGUCACCUUUGCUCUUCCUUGGCGUUUAUUCUCUCCAGUUCACUUAAUGAAGAGCUGCUGAUGGCAAUUUUAGACCUACUCAAUACCCUCUGUGGAUUGGAAAUCAAUGACAAAGAUUAUAGCCGAUACUUUGCCUCUACAGAAAUGACAGAUGGAAUGCUUGAAUGCUGGAACCAGUUAUUUAUUGGCUGUCAGGAAGGACCCAACUUUGAAUUCAUGAACAAACAACAGGAGAAAAGUGCCUUGCAUUGGGUCUCAGUCCUACUUGCGUUUGCAGGGCACGAGGCAGGCCGGGAACACUUAGGAAAGAGAGCUAGACACAUCGUCAGGACUCUAAUACUCUGGAUACAAGAGCCAGACAACGGUGGCUCUGAUACACUCCUUAUCACAACCAUCUCACUCUUGGAGGCUCUGGUCAGUGUUUACUUUUGUGAGGAAGCCUUCUGCAAAACAAUUCGUAUUGUCAGGAAAACUAUGGAAAAGAAUUCCUGUGAGUUCCGAGACAGUGAGACAAGAGAGGACUUGACAGUUCUAAGUUUGAUGGACAGUUUUGGCAACUAUUGUAUGGAGGUGCUGAAGUGUGUGGAGAGGAGGAGGCUUCACACCAUUUUGAUGGAUUGUUGCAAUAACAAGUCCAUUAAAUUCUUCUGGAAGGUUGUCCAAGAGAGAGAUUCUGACCUAGUGACUCCCUUGGAUAGUUCACAGUAGUGAGUUAGAGUUAAAUUUUUUUGAGAGAAAUUGCUGUGUGUUAAAGGGAUCAAAAAUAUAAUUAAAUGCGUAUGUUAAUUUUAAAA
This is a messenger RNA of Homalodisca vitripennis (glassy-winged sharpshooter), 1534 nucleotides long. RefSeq names its product protein saal1. Bases 210 to 1448 code for a protein of 412 amino acids. The transcript has 8 exons. NCBI's taxonomy places the organism in Eukaryota, Metazoa, Arthropoda, Insecta, Hemiptera, Cicadellidae. The record is from RefSeq and is a predicted model, not a curated record.